AAGCUGCAUUCAAGACCGCGCCACAGCGGAGCUCUUGUACGACACAGCUAACUUACUAUUAUAAAACUAAGAAUUCAAACUGCAGCUCAAACAUAAACUUAAAAUAUGCUCGGCACUCUUGAAUCAAUCUAAAUACCGGUUUAACUUGUCGGAAAUGCUCCGUUGUGCUGCCCCCCCCCUCCUCUGCGCAGUACGUGGGACGUUCACGAGCGCGCAGCCUCGGAAGUUUCAGUAGGCAAAAAGGCUGCGCGAGCCGCUAAUGCUACUUCCUGAUUUGGCAGCAACAGAUGAAAAGGGCUGUUUCUGGGGGGCAGGAGCUGACAAACCUCGAAGCGUAUCGUUUUGCUCCGAUAACCACAAGAAAAGCUUCGGGGUUUAACUCCAGCGUCGGUUCGCGUUGAGGAGUGUCGCUGCGAUGGUGGAGACUCCAGUCGGCUGCCUGUUUGAAGACAUCCAGUAUGAGGACAUUCAAGUUGAAGCGGCUGUUGGCAGAGGGACAUUUGGAGUUGUCUUUAAGGCCGUGUGGAAAGGAAAGGACGUAGCAAUCAAGACCAUUGAGAGUGAGAAUGAAAGGAACGCUUUCCUUGUUGAGCUUCGCCAGCUCUCCAGGGUCAAUCACCCCAACAUUGUUAAGCUGUAUGGCUCCUGUGACAAUCCAGUCUGUCUGGUCAUGGAGUAUGCAGAAUGUGGAUCUUUAUAUAACCUGUUGCACAGUGCAGACCCGCAGCCCCACUACACAGCAUCCCAUGCCAUGAGCUGGUGUCUGCAGUGCGCACAGGGAGUAGCCUAUCUGCACUCUAUGAAGCCAAAGGCCUUAAUUCACCGGGACCUUAAACCACCAAAUCUCCUGCUCGUGGCUCGUGGUACCGUGCUGAAGAUAUGUGACUUUGGAACAGCUUGUGAUAUUCAGACCUACAUGACCAACAAUAAAGGCAGUGCCGCCUGGAUGGCACCAGAGGUGUUUGAAGGCAGCAACUACAGUGAAAAGUGCGACGUGUUCAGUUGGGGUAUCAUCCUGUGGGAGGUCAUCACACGCAAGAAACCCUUUGAUGAGAUUGGAGGCUCUGCGUUUUGUAUAAUGUGGGCCGUCCACAGAGGUACAAGGCCUCCUCUCAUCAAAGACCUUCCAGAGCCCAUAGAGACUCUGAUGACCCGCUGCUGGGACAAAGAACCCAGCCAGAGACCGUCAAUGGAGGAAGUCAAGAACACCAUGAGCAAUCUCAUGAAGUACUUUCCAGGCUCUGAUGAACCACUCAAGCUCCCUCACCAGUCUUCAGCCACAAGCACAGGCUCGUAUGCUGACUAUACCAUCAACAGUAACAAAAGUGACGACAACGCAGAGCUCAGAAACUCAGUGGGCAGAGAAGAAACCCUUAAAAGCUUUGAGGCCAAAUUUCCACUACAGUUCAAACCCUCAAAGACAGCCACAUUGCGUACUGGUCUGUCCAGGGUUUCCAGUGUAGACAGUCAACCAGGACGCUCCCAAAGCCCCACCCACUGCACCAGUCCUAUAACCACCACCGGUCAGUCAGAGCUGAGGAUGACGAUUAGUCCCACAGCUACCAAUGGUUUAGACAGCUCCAUUCCCAUGGCCUACCUGAAACUGGAUCACAAGUUACAGCCUCUGGCUCCGUGUCCAAACUCCAAAGAGUCCAUGGCCGUGUUUGAGCAGCACAUCAGGAUGGCUCAGGAGUAUCUCAAAGUCCAGUCAGAGAUCGCUCACCUUGUUCUGAGGAAGCAGGAGCUGAUGUCUGAGCUGGAGCAGGACCAGAGGGAGCAGCAGACGUCAUCCAGACUCAUCCAGGAGCAUGGCAAGCUGCUGGAGGACAACAGCAACCUGUCGGCACACUGCCAGGGCCUGAAGAGCAAACUGAGCCUGAUCAAGAGCCAGAACCAGCACCACAGCUAGGACAGGGGGCUGGGCCACAGCGCGCAGUCCACCUCUUUUUACUCUGUUCUCUCCUGGACUGCCUUUUCCUCUGAAGGAUAAGAGGAAUCACUCUAUGAACUGACUUUAAAGUAGGGAAGCCUGUUAUCCUGAGAAAAUAUAUUUAACUCACUACAAAACAAUGUAUCAAGAUAAUGUUAGAAUUCAGUUUGGGAUUGCAGGCUAUAAGUCCACCUGAAAUAUAAACUAUAAUGAUAAGGCAGCUAUCAAAAAUGUUUUUGGACACAUUUUUGUGGAAAGCAUAAAGGCAUGACAUUGGUUGUGUGACAAGUGAGAGCUGGUGCUAAAGGUAACUUGUUGAAGAAAAAUUCUGGUAUUUUUCAACCUGGGUCUUAUUCUCAGAAUUGACCUUCAUUUUUUUAAAAGUCCCUUUUGUGCUCCAACAACAGUUGAGCAAGCCUCAGUCAGAACCUCAGUCAGCUUUCUCUUUUCCUGUACUCAGAUAUGCUAUGUGCUAGGCUAAUCUAUAUUGAAAGACAACUGCAUUUUUGAAGACUGUUAAAAGAUGAAACUGACAUUCAUAUAGUCACAUCUUAAGUUAGCUGAUGUUAGCAAAACGCAAUGAUCGUUAGUUAGCUAGUUAGCUAGUGUUUUGCUAACAUGAACAUUUAUCUUUUAAUCAUCUUCAAAAUGUGGUUGUCUUUUCAAGACUAGACUAGCAUAUUAAUCGAAGUACGGGAAAGGACAAAGUUGGCCGAGGUUCUGACUGAUGCUUGCUCAACUGUUAUUGGAGCUCAAAGCAGAAAGGGGCGGGACUUAGGAAGGGUCAAUUGUGUGCAGAUUUGGAAAGCAAAAGGCGAAAAACCUAGGAAGUCAUUUGAAUCUUUACAAAUAAGCUUUAAUUUUACAUACAUCAUUGCAAAUGCUUGUCCUCCCUAGUGAAGCUAGUGUAGCUUACUGCAUAGUGACCUACGUCCAGUGCAACUUUCCAGCUAAUCAAAGCAGCGAGCACAGUUUCUCCCAAUAUACAGUGCAUUGUUUUGCUUCAGUUGCAUUUCCUGAAGAUGAUGAAUGCAGAGUUAGCAUGACCUAUAAGUCAGGAAGGCCACAAUUAUGAGAAUAAGAACCAGGAAGAAAAAUCUCAAAGUUGAAGCUAGUUAGCGCCAUGUGCUUCCGUUAGCCUGUCUUUAAUGGGUCUACAUCGCGGUGAUAACGAUCAAAAUUCACAGCAACAGGUCGACCUGUGAGCUCAGUACUCACAACAGGACUGUGUGGUUUGAAUCACAGAGUGAGGUACGGAGUGCUGAGGGGCUAACAGAUUACAAACUCACAGUUUAGACUGUUGGAAUUCAACUCUAAGCAAAUAAAUGACAGUAAACACAUUUUUAAUUCGUUUUAAAUUCAUUCCUACAGAACACCACAGUAGGUGUUGUCACUACAGGAAAUUCCAAUUUUGACCAUUAAUGUACAAAACAGAUUUCCUGGCAGAACUGAAUUUCAGUUUGACUUUAGAUAAAAGUGAGCAUGUUAUCGCACAGUGUUUCAGUUGUGACAGAUAAUGAGCCGAAGACAAUAGUAGCUACCACUUCUUUGGGCCUCAGUACAUUUGAUUGUGAGGCUGAGCAUAAAAGUCCAUGUUGAUUUCAGUCUGUCACAGUAGUGUUGGUAUGGUGGGACCAAAGAAACUAAGUUGGGCUUUGAUUCAGGAAAACCCUGAAGCUUCAGGUGUCACUUCAGUGUGGGAUUACAUAACUCAGCUUUUUCGCCAGUGAGUUCUAUUUUCUUUUCUGAACGGUUUUAAAGUAACUACAGUUGGGAUUUGUAAAUUCCUCCUUUUACACAUUCAGUUUAUCACACCCAUUUUAUUGUGUUUUAUAAAAAGAGGGACGGCACUGACAGUGUGGGCGGUUUCAUUUUAAAGCAAUUGUACUGUGAAUACAAGACAUGCCAAAGGAAUUCUGCCUCGGAGGACAAGAGAAGCUUUGUUGAAAGGCUAUUAAAGAUGGAACUAACUGUAGAAUUUUCAGUUUGUUUUCAGUUUCAUUUCUAGUUUCUUUUUACACACAGGUAUAUUUCACAGAAUUAUAUGAACUGUUAUUCUGCACUGCACUUAUUGGGGUCAAAGAAAUGUCACGCAUGUGUUAGUCAGCGGGGCACUGUGGGAUGAGUUGUUGUUUAAAUGCAUUUGUUCAGACGUUGCCUUAGGAUUGUUCUUGUACAGUUUUUCUCCUCUGGGUUUAUUUUAUGAACGCUUUUGAUUGAAGCCUAAUAGAAUUCCUGAAACAUUUCUCUGUAAUUUUAAAAUGUACAGACUGCAAUUAUAUGCUUUUAGAAAGUUAAA
Molecule: messenger RNA, 4229 nt
Organism: Morone saxatilis (striped sea-bass)
Lineage: Eukaryota; Metazoa; Chordata; Actinopteri; Moronidae
Product: mitogen-activated protein kinase kinase kinase 7-like
Exons: 14
Coding region: 416-1909 (497 amino acids)
Biological process (GO): JNK cascade; positive regulation of canonical NF-kappaB signal transduction; protein phosphorylation
Molecular function (GO): magnesium ion binding; MAP kinase kinase kinase activity; ATP binding
Source: RefSeq, a predicted model, not a curated record